Molecule: messenger RNA, 3832 nt
Organism: Ictidomys tridecemlineatus (thirteen-lined ground squirrel)
Lineage: Eukaryota; Metazoa; Chordata; Mammalia; Rodentia; Sciuridae
Gene: Nudt7
Product: nudix hydrolase 7
Biological process (GO): nucleoside diphosphate metabolic process; coenzyme A catabolic process
Molecular function (GO): coenzyme A diphosphatase activity; magnesium ion binding; manganese ion binding
Source: RefSeq, a predicted model, not a curated record
UCUUCCGCUAAGCUCCGCCCCCCAGAGCCUGCCUAGGCCAAGGCCGCUCUGCGCAUGCGGGUUCGGGCGGAUCCCUGCCGGGGAGUCUCCAACUGGAAACAAACCUUCUCAGGACCAUGUCGCGGCCUUGUCAGCUUCAGGAGACCGGCAGAAACAAUUUGAUAGAUGAUGCGAAAGCCCGUUUGAAAAAGCUUGAUGUUGGGACCAAAUAUGAUCACUUAUCGUUUCACAAAUACUCCAUCCUUUUGCCAUUAUUGGUUAAAGAAGGAAAACUUCACCUGCUCUUCACCCGCCGGUCGGAGAAGCUAAGAAGGUCACCUGGAGAAGUUUGCUUCCCUGGUGGAAAGAGGGAUCCCACGGACCAGGAUGACAUAGCCACAGCUCUGCGGGAAGCGCAGGAGGAGGUGGGGCUGCGUCCUCAGCAAGUGGAGGUCAUCAGCCGCCUGGUGCCUUAUCUGUUUGAAAAAGAUACAUUGGUAACCCCAGUAGUGGGUUUUAUAGACCACAACUUCCAGGCCCAGCCUAAUCCUGAUGAAGUCAAAGAUGUGUUCCUGGUGCCGCUGGACUACUUCCUGUAUCCGAAGGUCCACUCCCAGAAUUACGUCACUCACUUUGGACAUGGUUUUGUUUUUCAUUGCUUUGAGUACACAAAUCCUGAAGAUGGGUUGACUUACACAAUCAGGGGCAUGACUGCAAAACUUGCUCUAUUGGUUGCCUUAAUUAUUUUGGGGGAAAAACCUAACUUUGAGAUAGAAUUUAAUCUCGAUGAUGUCAUAGCAUCUUGUGAAAAGUCCUUCCUUCGUAAAUAUGCUACAAGCCAGCUGUGACUUACUAGAUCAAAAUCCAAAAACUAGCCAAAGGUCUCCGGGGUGAGCUUAUGCACAGAGCAUCAGAAAACACCAGGUAUAGGGAUCAGAUAGAUGUGAACAACUUUCCUGCAUAUGAAAGUAAAAACCUUGCCUUUUUUCCUAGUUGAUUUCUAUUGAUAUCUCUCUGGAAGAGCAGAAGUCUUUCAAGAGUGGAAAGUGUAUUUACAGAGUCAUUUGAUUUCCCCCACAAUAUGCUAAUGCUUUCUUAAAUGCUUAAGAGAGAGGAUCUGGCAGAUAAUAAGCUCUUGAUAACAUGUGACUAUGUGGCAUUUAUCUUAUAUGUAGGGCAGUGUCCUUUUUAGUCUGUUGUUAGAUGUGGCUGAAGCUUGGUGGCUGUCAGCACCUGCCCUCCCUUUCCUGCAUGGCAGGUGCCCCAGGGGCAGCAGCAUUCCCCAGGAUUCCUGCCAUGAAGUGGGCCUCUGGGAUUUCAUUGAGGCCAGUAUAAUGGAGGUGGGCGUUGACCUUGAGGUUGUCUCCAGCUUAAGAGACAAGCCAGUUUCCCUAGGUCCACUCUGUCUCUUCCAUGAGCUGUUCUAUGGGCUUCUCUGCAACCCAGUCUUCACUGUAUAGAUAGGAAAAUUCCAGGGGCAGUGGCAGAACCAAAAGAUGGUCAGAGCUCAGAUCUUCAAAUGACUCUAGAGUGAAGUGAUCCUCCCACCCGCACUGAUGCUUGCGAAGUGUUCCAGGAGGAAAGAAUAAAAUUCUAUCAUCACUCUGCCAUUGGAAUCUGGGGUACCUUUUUCACAUGCUUUCUGUAACCCUAAGUAAUAUUCUGUAACACUUGAAUAUUGGCUAAAUGAUCAUUUUCCAAAGCUUAAGGGGUUUGUUACAAAUAGCACUUGGCAUUCCAGUACGUAGGUUCUGUGGCGUAUAUACACAGUGCCCUCCGCGGGCCUGGGGGUUUUGCAGAUGUUAGCUAAAACAGUUGAAAUCCAGAACUCGAGAAGCCAGUACACCUACUGAUUGGGAGAGGGAACCAUCUAUAUCUCAUGAUGAUGAGGGCAGAAAACCUGGUUCCAAACACAAGCCCCAAAGUGAAAGUCAAAAGACAAACAUUCUGAACGGACUGCCUUGAGAUCCACCACUUCUGUGGGCAUCUCCGUGAACCAUGCUUUGGAGUCAGCAGGAAUGCCUUUGCUUAAUCAUGACACUGACCGUGUUGUGUGAGGUCAGAGAAGCCGACGACUAAAGCCGCACAACCACAGCUCUGGGGUGGCAGUCUCACGCCUUGCUGAGUGUUACUUAAUUUUUAGGAAGCCAAAGCAUUUUUAAGUAAGACUUUGCUCUUGCUGAAACUGCGAUACCAUCAAUCUGCCAUGCAACUGUCCACAGCUGCUGAGUUUUUAUUUUCUGAAAGUUGGCAGAGGCAAACACCCAUUCCCCUGCUCUAUACCCAUAAAUGUUUCAACGGCAUAAAUCUAGCGGCAGCCUUGAAAGCAGAUGUUGGGUAGCCACCCCAUUAACAUUCUGUAACUAGCCCUCCAUGCGCAGCCCCAACUGUUUCUGAACAAUUACAGAGGCAUUUGCAAAUGUGUAUUUACAGUCUGACAGUGGCAUAAUUGCCGGGUAGAUGGCCGACCUCUCUGGCAAUACAGAAAGCCACCCUUCCGAACUGUUUAUUUACAUGAAGCGCACAGAUCCGCCUGGCUUCUGAGAGGAGAUGGCCCAGCUGAAGUCUGCAGUCUGAGCGACAUUUGUGGACGCCCAGUUUUCAGUGCUGGAUACUUAGCAGUGGAGGGAUCAUCUUUUUAGCAGUGUAUUUUAUGACAUCUAUGUUCAGGGCUCUAAUUAAGCAACAAAUCUGGAUCAAAUGAGGGAAGUUACUGGCAAGGUGCAGAUCUCAGGGACUCUACAAAGCCCCUGAACAAAUCAACUCCAAGAAGGACAGCAGUGGGAGCCAAUGCAGCUGCUACCUCAAAAAGUAGAGGUCACAGACCUCCUUUUUGCAUCCUGCCAAUGUCUGUUAGAAUUGCCUGAUCAGACAGGCAAGCCACAGAAACUCAGUGAACUCAGUGCCGCAGUCCCCAGUUCCUUGGAAAAGACUCCCUGUGGCUUACUGCGGGGUCACCAGCGAGGUUUCCAGUAACCUGGGAGGCCUUUCAAGGGCGAGGGUCAGUGUGGGCUAGCAGACAACCCAAAGCAUCUUCUCCUUCUAAUCCUCACUUCUGUGAGUGGAUUCUGGGAUCCAGAUUCUCAGCAGCCCUGAAGUGUUGGUAAAGAGAGCCCUGACCUGGAAUCAGGAUGCUUAGGUGUGAAAACUAGCUCCAGCAUCUCCCAUUCUGUGACCUUGAGCAAGUUAUCCCUCCUCUGUAGACCUCCAUUUCCUCUUUGGUAACUUGUAGGAAUGAACUCUCUGUUCUGGCCUCUCGGGGGAUUCAAUGAGUAACACAGGAUCCUUUCACUUAAAGCACUCCCAGGGGCUCAGACGGUGCCUGGGAAAUAAGAAGGACGGAUUCCUCUUACCUCUUAAUUAUGGCAUUAUCGUCACUCUACCACAGCUGCAUCAUUUUCCCACUAGGGGGUUCUAGAACUUUCUCAGGUCACAGAGCCCUUGGCAUCUUGGUAGUUUUUCCAAGGCACAUCGAAGUCAAAAGAGACACCUAACAAUUUUGUUUAUUAUGUAGUUAGAUCCAAAUAACGUAAUAAAUGUUUAUCUCCUACUAACUUGGAAGCCAUUUAAAAAGAUACACAGAAAGAAAAAUACUGUUUUCAUUUCAGUCGUAACCACAAUUGCUCACUGAAGGGUGUGUGCACCUGCUGGGCUUAGAAGUAAAUACGAGAGCUAAUAAAUACAGUCGUAUGGUAAGAUAAGCCCACAGAAGAGGGACCCUGGCUCAGAUCUGGGACUCAGGGAAAACAUCUGGGAGGAGGCAGUGUCUGAAUUGAGCCUCGUGAACGAGGAGAUGCCACCCUAGUGAGUGGGUGGUGGUGCCAAGCCUGGGAUUAAAGUGUAUUGAGCUGCA